AUGAUAGGUGGGUGGUGCCUGCCGUCCUGGCCAAGAGUGCCGCCCACACCCUCAGUGCCUUGCUGGGCCACCACUGCCCCCCUGCUGGACCCCCCUGCAGCCAUCACCAAGGAGACACUGCUGAGCCUGGUGUAUGUCCAACGGGCACACUGGGACUGCUUCCAGUACCAGGGGUCCUUAUGCCAGCAGGAGGUGCAGGGCGAGGCUGACCCCAGCACCUUUACCCCGAGCCUCUCCUUCCAAGGCCUGGUGGGUGUCCGGCCCUUACGCCUCCAGACCAGAGACACCAUGCAGCUCCUGACACCACAGACACAGCAGCUCAGGGAGAGGAUUGGUGAGAAACUGCUGCAGCUGAGGAGGGAAGAGGCCGUGGUGCUGAGUGAGUCUCCGAGGCUGUGUCUGGUGUGUGACGAGCAGGUGGAGCAACAUGCAGCCUUACGGAAGGGGAACAUCCAGAGCGGCCAGAGCGCAUCCAGCGGGUGUGGGAGAUGCUGGGGCGUGCCGGGGUGCUGGGGCGAGGCCAGCGGCUGCAGAGUGGCAUGGGUGACGCAGAGGCUCUCACUCAGGUGGUGCUGCCCGUGGCCUACCAGUUCAACCCACAGCUGGUCCUGGUCACUGCCAGCCUUGAUGUUGGUGCGGGGACCCACUUGGAGGUUGCUGCGUGAGUCCCGAUUGCUUUGAACAUAUGAAGGCCCUUCUGUCUGGCCUGGCCAAGGGCCGCAUGGUUCUGGCACUGGAGGGCGGCUUCAGCCUCAACACCAUCAGCUACUGCAUGACGCUGUGUGCCAAGGCCUUGCUGGGGGAUCCGCUGCCCCCCCUUGAGCCCCAGCUGGUGCCCAACAAGAGUGCCGUGCAGACCAUCAAUGACGUCAUCCGUACCCACAGCCGCUACUGGCAGGCGCUCUGCUUCAAGGUGAGUGUGGGGGUCUUUAAUCCGACCACUGCAAUUGGCCCGGAUUUGUCCUUCCUGGUAGCCCGGUAACAUACAGUCCCAGGUCUUUCUCUGCCUCUGUGGUGAUAGUGGAGUGUUUCCCAUGUGGUAUUGGUGUGCUGGGUAUCCCCUCCCAAGGUGCAGGACUUUACAUUUUUCUUCAGUGAAUUGUAGCAGACACUUUUUGUUCCAUUGCUGUAGCUUGGUGAGGUCUUCUUGUAAGAAAUCCACAGUCAAGGGGUUAAGGGGCAGGACUGGUGAAAGUUAUCCCUCAUGUCCUGCUGGUGUGUUCUGUGCAGGUAGUGUUGUCAGUACAUAAUACAGAAAGCUGUCUCAUUUCCAGAACUAUAUAUUGGACUUGUAUUAGUUAGAUCUCUCAAAACAUUUCUUCAGUUCUCAGUGGCUAUAGAGAUAUUGUUGUUGUCAGACAGUAAGAAGCAAAACACAUUAUCCUCUCUAUGUUUUGCAGUCUUUUCUUGUGGUUUGAGUCCUUGUGGUGCCUGACCCUGGGCAAGGUUACUUUCUUUACUG
This is a messenger RNA of Eriocheir sinensis (Chinese mitten crab), 1462 nucleotides long. RefSeq lists its product as uncharacterized. Bases 1 to 681 code for a protein of 226 amino acids. The record is from RefSeq and is a predicted model, not a curated record. Lineage: Eukaryota; Metazoa; Arthropoda; Malacostraca; Decapoda; Varunidae. The transcript is spliced from 7 exons.